Molecule: messenger RNA, 603 nt
Organism: Phragmites australis (common reed)
Lineage: Eukaryota; Viridiplantae; Streptophyta; Magnoliopsida; Poales; Poaceae
Exons: 1
Coding region: 1-603 (200 amino acids)
Source: RefSeq, a predicted model, not a curated record
AUGGCCCGCGCUCUCGCCCUCGCCGUCGUCCUCCUCAUCGCCUCCGCCACAGUUGCCUUCGCCGCUGAGACGCAGGCCCCGGCUGCCUCUCCGAAGCCGGCGGCGGCCUCCGGUUCACCGGCCGCGCCGUCGAAGGCACCCACCACGGCCCCCGAGAAGUCCGAGAAGGCCCCCACGGCGGCGCCCGAGAAGGGCGCGGCGACGCCCAAGGCUUCCCCCGCCAAGGCCCCGGCCUCCAAGUCAGAGACAACGCCUUCCCAGGCGCCCGCCUCGGGGUCCGGCGCCGCGUCGGGGACGGCCCCGACCGGCGCCACCAAGGGCUCGUCGUCCAGCCCUUCCGCGUCCCCGUCGGAAGAAGCCGCCUCGCCUGAAAGCGGCGACGUCGCGGAAGAGCCUACCGCCGGCGGAGAGUCCACCGAGGAACCGUCGACGGCCGAGGCCGCCGGCCCAUCCGCCGACAGCCCGCCCGAGCCAACCACCACCUCGGACUCGCCAGCGGCGUCUCCGGGCCCAGCAGCUGACCAGAGCGGCAGCGCGAGCAUGGGCGCCGGCGUCGCGGCAGCCGUGGUGGCCGCCGUCGCCUCCUCUGUGCUUUCUUUCUAG